AUGCCUUCUUUGAGAGGGGGCCCAGACGUCAGGCAGUGUCUGCUGCUCUGGCUUCUGCUGCUUGCAACCUGGGAGGCAGGGAGCGGCCAGCUCCACUACUCCAUCCCCGAGGAGUUCCACGUGGAGGUGGAGGUGAGGGACAUUAACGACAACCCGCCGCUAUUUCCGACGACAGAAAAAACUAUCCAAUUUCACGAAUCGAGACUGCUAGACUCGCGGUUUCCUUUAGAGGGAGCUUCGGAUGCAGAUGUAGGAGCAAAUGCUCUUCUGUCCUAUAAGCUCAGUCCCAGCGAGUUUUUCUUUCUAGAUGUUCAAACAAAUGAUGAACUCAGCCAAUCGCUGUUUCUUGUGCUGGGAAAAUCUCUGGACAGAGAGGAAAAUGCUGAGGUGAAAUUGUUACUGGUAGCUACGGAUGGAGGCAAGCCUGAACUCACGGGUUCUGUUCAAAUACUCAUUAAGGUGUUAGAUGUGAAUGACAACGAGCCCACUUUCCCCCAAUCUGUUUACAAAGUUCAGUUGUUAGAGAACACUGCAAACGGAACCUUGGUGGUGAAAUUAAAUGCGUCUGAUGCAGAUGAAGGACCAAAUAGUGAGAUUGUGUAUUCACUGAGUAGUGAUGUGUCUUCUAUCACACGGACAAAGUUCCAAAUAGACCCCACCUCGGGAGAAAUCAGAACGAAGGGGGAAUUAGACUACGAAGAAAGGACAUCUUAUGAAAUUCAGGUCAUUGCAUCUGACAAGGGAACCCCACCAAUGUCAGGACAUUGCAAAAUUUCAGUAAAACUCGUGGAUAUCAAUGACAAUACACCGGAAGUCUCGAUAACGUCUCUCUCACUACCAGUCCAAGAAAAUGCUCCACUGGGCGCUGUUAUCGCCCUCAUCUCAGUGACAGAUCGUGACUCAGGAAUCAACGGUCAGGUGACCUGCUCCCUGACCCCUCAUGUCCCCUUCAAGCUGGUGUCCACCUUCAAGAAUCACUAUUCACUUGUGCUGGACAGCGCCUUGGACCGAGAGACCACACCUGACUAUAAGGUGGUAGUGACAGCCCGGGACGGGGGCUCGCCCUCACUGUGGGUCACCGCCAGCGUGUCCGUGGAGGUGGCUGAUGUGAAUGACAACGUGCCCGCGUUCGCGCAGCCCGAAUACACGGUGUUCGUGAAGGAGAACAACCUGCCUGGCGCCCACAUCUUCACGGUGUCGGCCAUGGACGCAGAUACGCAGGAGAACGCGCUGGUGUCCUACUCGCUGGUGGAGAGGCGGGUGGGUGAGCGCUCACUGUCGAGCUUCGUGUCUGUGCAUGCGGAGAGCGGCAAGGUGUUCGCCCUGCAGCCUCUGGACCAUGAGGAGCUGGAGCUGCUGGAGUUCCAGGUGAGCGCGUGGGAUGCUGGUGUGCCUUCCCUGGGCAGCAAUGUGACUCUGCAGGUGUUUGUGCUGGACGAGAACGACAAUGCACCCACGCUGCUGCCCCACGGAGCCGUGGGAGCGGUAGGGGCAGUGAGUGAGUUUGUGCCUAGAUCAGUGGGUUCGGGUCACGUGGUCACCAAGGUGAGAGCAGUGGAUGCAGACUCUGGUUACAAUGCUUGGCUCUCUUAUGAACUGCAGACGUCGGCAGGCAAUUCCCGAAGCCUGUUCCGCGUGGGCCUAUAUACUGGCGAGAUCAGCACCACACGCGCCCUGGAUGAAGCGGAUGCGCUGCACCAGCGCCUGCUGGUGCUGGUGAAGGAUCAUGGUGAACCCGCGCUGACUGCCACAGCCACAGUGCUAGUUUCUCUGCUUGAGAACAGCCACGCUCCAAAAGCCUCAUCAAAAACGUUGGUAGAUGCCAUUGGUCAAGAGGCAUCGCUGGUGGAUGUCAACGUGUACCUGAUCAUCGCCAUCUGUGCGGUGUCCAGCCUGUUGGUGCUCACGCUGCUACUGUACACCGCGCUGCGCUGCUCGGCGAUGCCCACCGAUGGAACCAGUGCUCCGGGGAAGCCCGUGCUGGUGUGCUCCAGCGCGGUGGGGACCUGGUCAUACUCACAGCAGAGGCGGCAGAGGGUUUGCUCUGGAGAGGGUCCGCCCAAGACCGACCUCAUGGCCUUCAGCCCCAGCCUAUCCCAAGGUCCAGAAUCAGCAGAGGAGAGACAGCCACCCUUAGAGUCAGAAUACUUAGCAAAGGUAGGCUUAAGAUUUUUUUCUUGCCAAGAACGUUACUAUUUAUGUAUUGUUCAUGAUUUGAGCUAAUUAUUCAGACCUAACACUCUGCCUUUAUUUUAUAUCACUGUGCUGUUGUGAGAUACUUGUGUAUUAAGUAUCAAAUUCCUGUCCACAGAAUAAUUCUCUUAAAUAUUCUCACUUUCAUUGUUAGGUUCAUGACGAAAUCUCUGUGUGAGUAAUCAGACC
Molecule: messenger RNA, 2382 nt
Organism: Myodes glareolus (Bank vole)
Lineage: Eukaryota; Metazoa; Chordata; Mammalia; Rodentia; Cricetidae
Source: RefSeq, a predicted model, not a curated record